Heterocephalus glaber (naked mole-rat) is the source of this 3432-nucleotide messenger RNA. The record is from RefSeq and is a predicted model, not a curated record. NCBI's taxonomy places the organism in Eukaryota, Metazoa, Chordata, Mammalia, Rodentia, Bathyergidae.
GCGUACGCAUGCGUGGAGGCGGCCAGUCGAGCUGGGCUGAGGGGAGGGGGCGGCGGCGUCGUUAUUUCCGUGCUCCGUGCGGUGCUGGGCGGCGCCGGUGUCCGCUGGAGGAGUAGUGUCCAUCUCACAGGAAUAAUGGUUAUGAAAGCUUCUGUGGAUGAUGAUGAUUCAGGAUGGGAGCUCACUGUCCCUGAAAAAAUGGAAAAAAGCAAUACAAGCUGGGUGGACAUAACCCAAGAUUUUGAAGAAGCUUGUCGAGAAUUAAAGCUGGGAGAACUGCUUCAUGAUAAGCUAUUUGGUCUUUUUGAAGCCAUGUCUGCUAUUGAAAUGAUGGAUCCCAAGAUGGAUGCUGGCAUGAUUGGAAACCAGGUUAACCGAAAAGUUCUCAAUUUUGAACAAGCUAUUAAGGUAGUCACCAUAAUACUUUUUUGUAUAACAUGGUUGGAAGGCCAUUCCUUGGCACAGACAGUAUUUACGUGCCUUUACAUUCAUAAUCCAGACUUUAUAGAAGAUCCUGCUAUGAAGGCUUUUGCUCUGGGAAUCUUGAAAAUCUGUGACAUUGCAAGGGAAAAAGUAAACAAAGCUGCGGUUUUUGAAGAAGAAGAUUUUCAGUCAAUGACUUACGGAUUUAAAAUGGCUAACAGUGUGACAGAUCUUCGAGUUACAGGCAUGCUAAAAGAUGUGGAGGAUGACAUGCAAAGAAGAGUAAAGAGUACUCGAAGUCGACAAGGAGAAGAAAGAGAUCCUGAAGUUGAACUAGAACACCAACAAUGUUUAGCAGUAUUCAGCAGAGUGAAAUUUACUCGUGUGUUACUGACGGUGCUUAUAGCCUUUACCAAGAAAGAGACCAGUGCUGUUGCAGAAGCUCAAAAAUUGAUGGUUCAAGCAGCAGACCUUCUUUCUGCCAUUCAUAAUUCACUGCAUCAUGGCAUCCAGGCCCAGAAUGAUACUACAAAAGGAGAUCAUCCAAUUAUGAUGGGUUUUGAGCCCCUUGUUAACCAGAGGCUUCUUCCACCCACCUUUCCUCGAUAUGCAAAAAUAAUUAAAAGGGAAGAAAUGGUCAACUAUUUUGCAAGAUUAAUAGAUAGAAUAAAAACUGUCUGUGAGGUUGUGAAUUUAACAAAUUUACAUUGUAUCCUGGAUUUUUUCUGUGAAUUUAGUGAACAGUCACCCUGCGUUCUUUCAAGAUCACUGUUACAAACCACUUUCCUGGUGGAUAACAAAAAGGUCUUUGGAACUCAUCUCAUGCAAGACAUGGUUAAAGAUGCCCUUCGGUGUUUUGUCAGUCCUCCGGUGCUCUCCCCCAAGUGCUGCCUGUAUAAUAAUCACCAGGCUAAGGACUGUAUUGACUCAUUUGUUACUCACUGUGUUCGGCCAUUUUGUAGUCUUAUUCAGAUCCAUGGACAUAACAGAGCUCGGCAGAGAGAUAAGCUUGGGCAUAUUUUGGAGGAGUUUGCUACCUUGCAGGAUGAGGCAGAGAAAGUUGAUGCAGCGCUUCACACUAUGCUGUUGAAACAAGAACCCCAAAGGCAACAUUUGGCCUGUUUAGGGACAUGGGUUCUUUAUCACAGCCUUCGAAUCAUGAUACAGUAUCUUCUAAGUGGCUUUGAAUUGGAACUCUACAGCAUGCAUGAGUAUUACUACAUAUACUGGUAUCUCUCUGAAUUCCUUUAUGCAUGGUUGAUGUCCACAUUGAGUCGUGCUGAUGGUUCUCAAAUGGCAGAGGAAAGGAUAAUGGAAGAACAGCAGAAAGGCCGGAGCAGUAAAAAAACAAAGAAAAAAAAGAAAGUUCGCCCAUUGAGCCGGGAGAUCACAAUGAGCCAAGCAUAUCAGAACAUGUGUGCUGGAAUGUUUAAAACCAUGGUAGCAUUUGACAUGGAUGGCAAAGUACGCAAACCCAAGUUUGAGCUUGACAGUGAACAAGUUCGAUAUGAGCACAGAUUUGCUCCCUUCAACAGUGUGAUGACCCCGCCACCAGUGCACUACCUACAGUUCAAGGAAAUGUCUGACCUCAAUAAAUAUAGCCCACCUCCUCAGUCUCCAGAACUGUAUGUGGCAGCUAGUAAGCACUUUCAACAGGCAAAAAUGAUAUUGGAAAAUAUCCCCAACCCAGACCAAGAGGUGAAUAGAAUUUUAAAGGUUGCCAAACCCAAUUUUGUGGUUAUGAAGUUACUGGCAGGAGGACACAAAAAGGAGUCCAAGAUUCCUCCGGAAUUUGAUUUCUCUGUUCACAAAUAUUUCCCAGUUGUGAAACUUGUUUGAGAGACUGAAAACGUGACCACAAAGAGGUAGAAUCUACUUUCAGGUUCCACUCUUAGAGGAUAUAACCAUCAGUCUCAACACAUAACGUGAAGUGAAAUGGAUUUCUUGGAUGACAACUCAUUAAAAAGAAUACUUUUAGUUUGAAAGCCUUACAUGACAUGAAUGAAAACUGCUGUUUUAAAGUGGUUUAUUAUGUUCCAUGGAUGAAAAUGGUCUUACUGAAUGCAUUGAAAACGCACUACUGGAGAUGAGAGACAGCACCACUUGAGACAUGCUGAGGGCUGAAGGUGUGCUCUUCACCAUCUGAGCAGUUCAGAAAUUAUCUAGAAGGCUUUAAAUCAUGGGAUUUACUAAAUCAUUAAAUAAGAUUUUUUGAUGAAAUACAUUUAAAAGGAUUUUUUGAGGUUUCUGCGCUGUAAAGGAAGACUAACAGAUUUUUUAAAAUCCUUUGUUACUUUUGGCACAUUCAAAGAUUGACCAUUAUGUUUGUGGGUGACAUUGAAAAGGUAGAAAAGGUCUAACUUAAAUGUGGUAUGUUCUCUUUUGUUUACUUCAUCUGUAUUCAAGUAGGGGUCUCUUUAGUAUCCUCUGGCUUUGAAACACUAGCUUCAGUCCACCUGACCCUGUGAAUGCCUGGUGCCCUGUCCUUUGUUCUCCCUGUCCCUUCUGGCAUUUGUCAUGACAGCUGUCCAAGUUUUUAGGGCCUUCUAUUUUGUCCUCUGUAGGGACAGUACUAUUUGAGUGAGGUGCACUGGCUUAAGCUAGCUUUUGUAGUGGGACCUGAGAUUAGUGACUCUCUUGGUUUAUGAUAAGGGUUCUGAGAUUUAAAUAUCUUAACCGAUUUGCCACCUUUUUGUUUUGUUUUUGAUAUAGAUCCAACCUGUAUAUGCUAAGCAUGGGUUCUAACACUGAGCUACAUCCCUAGCUUUUUGACAUCUUUCUUGAAAACACGGUACUGAAACUUUUUCCUGAAAAUACUUUGAAGCAGCUAACCUGACAGUGCCUGCCACGUUAAAAAAAGGCUCCUCUCUUCAGCUAAUGAAGUAGUCUAGGCUUCCCUUCCAAGAGUGGUAACACUUGCCUCAACCAGGAAUAGCCCGUAGGCAGCCUGAAACUCAGAAGUCUUAGAAAAAAACCUUGAACUAGGAAAAAUAAAGCUUGUUUGCGGUU